AUGCAUUCUUGGCAUUGGGUGAUUUUAUUUGCAGUAUAUGCAAGUCUCUUUCAUGUAUGCUUACCAAUAAAGUCUUCCUCUUCAAAAUUAGAUGAUAAAAUUGGGACCUUGCCUGGGCAACCGAAAGUCAAUUUCCAACAAUUUGGUGGAUACAUUACUGUAAAUGAAAAGGAGAAUAGAUCUCUUUUCUACUACUUUGUGGAGGCAGAGACGAACCCGACUUCAAAGCCUUUAGUUCUCUGGUUAAAUGGAGGACCUGGUUGUUCAUCUGUUGGAGUUGGAGCUUUUAUGGAACAUGGCCCUUUCAAACCAAGUAGAAAUCAAUUUUUAACUAGAAAUUGCUACAGUUGGAAUAAAGAAGCAAACAUGUUGUAUCUAGAAUCACCAGCUGGAGUUGGAUUCUCUUAUUCUGCUAAUUUGUCCUUCUAUUCUUCUGUGAACGAUAACACUACAGCACAAGAUAAUUACAUAUUUCUAAUGCGCUGGCUUGACAAAUUUUCGGACUACAAGAAUAGGAAUUUGUUCAUUGCUGGGGAAAGCUAUGCAGGCCAUUAUGUUCCACAACUUGCACAACUCAUUGUUAAUCACGGCUCGAUUGACAUGAAGCUCAACUUGAAAGGAAUAGCUCUUGGAAAUCCACUUUUGGAAUUCAAUAGUGAUUUUAAUUCUGUAGCUGUGUAUUUAUGGUCCCAUGGGUUGAUAUCAGAUUCAACACUCGAACUUUUCACUUCAGUUUGUAAUUUUUCUCAAUUCAGAAGAGAAUAUCAAAUUCUUGGACAUGUUUCUAGGCGUUGUUCUAAGGUGCUAAAGCAAGUAAAUAGUGAAGUAGGGGACUUCAUUGAUCCAUAUGAUGUUGCUCUUGAUGUAUGUUUGUCAUCUAGCAGAUCUUAUAUUCUUAAUCCCCUUCAACCAUUAGAGGUAGAUGUGUGCAUUGAAGAUGAGAUAAUUAAGUAUUUAAAUAGGAAAGAUGUGCAGAAGGCUCUUCAUGCCCAACUUUUCGAAGUGAAUUGGACAGUAUGUAGCGAUAUAUUAAAGUACGAGAUGAAAGACCUAGAGAUACCUACAAUUAAUAUGCUUGGUUCGCUCGUUAAGUCAGACAUUUUUGUUCUAAUUUAUAGUGGGGAUCAAGAUUCAGUCAUCCCGCUACUUAGCACUCGAACUCUUGUGGAUAAAUUGGCAAAUGAGUUGGUACUAAAUACAAUGGCAUAUAGAAAUUGGUUCGUCGAAAAUCAGGUUGCUGGAUGGACAAAGGUUUAUGGUAAUAUCCUAUCCUUUGCCACAAUUAGAGGAGCCUCUCACGAAGCUGCAUACUCACAACCAAAGAGGUCACUGGCUUUAUUCAAAUCAUUUUUAGAAGGCAAAGCACUACCAUAUAAACCAAUAGCUGAAGAUUCUAUUCAUGGAUAA
This is a messenger RNA of Malania oleifera, 1407 nucleotides long. Its product is annotated as serine carboxypeptidase-like 45. Gene Ontology annotation, biological process: proteolysis. The transcript is spliced from 10 exons. The coding region runs from base 1 to 1407 and encodes 468 amino acids. Lineage: Eukaryota; Viridiplantae; Streptophyta; Magnoliopsida; Santalales; Ximeniaceae. The record is from RefSeq and is a predicted model, not a curated record. Gene Ontology annotation, cellular component: vacuole. Gene Ontology annotation, molecular function: serine-type carboxypeptidase activity.